Messenger RNA from Blastomyces dermatitidis ER-3, 2862 nucleotides. RefSeq names its product poly(A) polymerase. Gene Ontology annotation, molecular function: poly(A) RNA polymerase activity; RNA binding. NCBI's taxonomy places the organism in Eukaryota, Fungi, Ascomycota, Eurotiomycetes, Onygenales, Ajellomycetaceae. The transcript is spliced from 8 exons. The record is from RefSeq and is a predicted model, not a curated record. Gene Ontology annotation, cellular component: nucleus. The coding region runs from base 368 to 2167 and encodes 599 amino acids.
UUUGCCGCGCGCCUAGCCAUAAUAACUCAGCUCAGCCGAACCUUGGCGCGGAUCCGUUCUGGGUGAAAGAACGCGCCAGAAGCGAUGCCGAACUUCAACCAGCUUCACUCUCCAACCUCCAGCCAUCCGCUUUCUCUUUUCGUUACAUCUUUCUAUUUAUUUCAACAGUGUCUGCUCUGGUGUUUGGGAUUUGUUUUCUUUGUUUGGCUGCCUUCUGUUCUUUAUUCUCGUUGUCUGGAUUUCCCUUAUCUCUUCCAUCCAACCUAUGAUCACCUCCUUCAUCUCGCAGUAAUACUCCUUUAUUGCUCGAGUGAACCUAACAUCCUCUAGCGAAUCAUCAUACGAGGGACCGCGCGGUCUCACAGCUAUGGCUGCGGCGCCGGUCAGACAGUGGGGAGUAACUCCUCCGGUAUCGAACGCCUUGCCCACGCCAGCAGAGAUCGCUGCGAACGAGGAUUUAACCGCUGAGCUAAAGCGACAAAAUAACUUCGAAGCGCCGGCAGAGACUGAGCGGAGAAAACAGACAUUACAACUAAUCCAGCGGGUGACAGUCGAAUUCGUGAAGGUGGUUAGUCGGCGCAAGGGUUUAUCGCAGGCAGCUAUCGAUGUUGCGGGAGGGAAGAUAUUUACAUAUGGCAGUUAUCGGCUAGGCGUAUAUGGUCCAGGUUCUGAUAUUGACACCCUGGUUGUUGGCCCAAAACAUGUGUCUUUCGAGGACUUCUUUUCCGAUUUUCCUCCCGUUUUAGAAAAUAUGGCACCUUUGGGUGCCAUUGAAAAAUUAACUCCUGUUCCAGAUGCUUUCGUUCCGAUCAUUAAGAUUGAAUUGUCCGGCAUCAGCAUCGAUCUUAUAUAUGCCCGUCUCCUCGUCCAUUCCGUGCCCCUGAAUCUAGACCUGAAAAAUAAGGAUCUGCUACGUGGGUUAGAUGAGAAAGAGAUAAGAUGUGUCAACGGGACACGGGUGACAGAUGAGAUCCUAGAACUUGUCCCCCAACAGAAGACAUUUCGGCUUGCGCUACGCGCCAUUAAGCUUUGGGCACAGCGACGAGCGAUUUAUUCGAACAUCGUAGGAUUCCCCGGAGGCGUUGCAUGGGCUAUGCUUGUGGCCAGAGUCUGCCAGCUUUAUCCCCAAGCUACCGGAUCAGCGAUCGUGGGAAAAUUUUUCCGCAUAAUGAAUCAAUGGAAAUGGCCACAGCCAGUGUUACUAAAGCCUAUAGAAGAAGGCCCGCUCCAGAUGAAAGUUUGGAACCCGCAGAUUUACCACGGCGAUAAAUAUCACUUGAUGCCCAUAAUUACACCUGCAUAUCCAUCUAUGUGCGCGACUCACAAUGUUUCACUGUCGACGAAAGCUGUCCUGCUUCGUGAGCUAAAACGCGGUGGGGAUAUUGCCGACAGAAUAUUCGUUGGGCAAUUGACUUGGAACGACCUUUUCACUCGCCACACAUUCUUCUCGCAGGACUAUAAGUAUUACCUCAGUAUCACUUCAGCAAGUCGAAGCAAAGAUGCACAAUCUGUGUGGUCUGGCCUUGUGGAAUCUAAGCUACGACAUCUGGUCGGAGCACUUGAUAGGAAAUCUUCGAUUGAAAUUGCACAUCCGUUCCCGAAGGGAUUCGAACGGAUUCAUAUAUGUAAGGACCAGAAGGAGAUCGCAGAGGUGAUGGGCGGAUCAACGAAGUACCAGGCGAAAGGCACGAAGACCGAAACUACCGACGAGACGAACGAUCCACAACACACUGCGGCUUCUCAAAAUGGUGGCGGGGCUAUUCCCAUGCGGGAAACAGAUCAGCCGAAUGGAGAUAAUGGCUGUACACUCUACACGACAACUUAUUACAUUGGACUUGAAGUCAAGCCUUUAGUUCCAGGUGCUGCAAGAUCGCUAGACAUCUCGGCCGACACGCACAUAUUCAAAAGUACCUGCACUUCAUGGCCACAGUACCAGCCUGGCAUAAAUGAUAUUAAUAUUACGCACGUCCGCAACUACGACCUUCCUGAUGAUGUCUUCCAGCCUGGAGAGGUGCGACCAUCUCGACCGAAGAAGAAGGUCGUGAAAAAGUCCGAAGCGACCGCACAAAAGAGAAGCAUUCACGAGUUGGACAAUGAAGAGCCAACCGAAUACCCUGCGAAACGCCGUGCAUCGAAUGGCAUACCAUCUGCCGCAGCUCCUGCAUAAUAAUUCCCAGUUGUCACAAGGGUAUUGGAUGAGAAGAUUUUCAAACCUGGUUUUGAUUUUUUUUUCCCGCCCUUAUCAUUCUUAAGCUGACAGUCGCGAGGUAGACCCAACUUGGCCCUUAUAAUCCAAGGCCCAGGACUGGUAAAUCUUGCGACAGCCAAAGACCCAAUACGUAGUCUACUACUAACCGCGCCAGCCGUUUUGUCGCCAUAGAUUGAGUGUGUCAGUCGACCCUCGUAUCGGGAAGUAGGAGAAGAGAUCAUCAGAUACGACCCAUCCUUUUCUUUGCAAAUUCCUUUACUUUAUUCUUCACCACUUUCUCUUACGUGGCUUUCCUACAGUUCUUUUUCAGUUUGUCCUCAUCCCGAACCAGAUCUCCUUCAGCUACUGUGGUUCUUGGAGAAUGCACCAAGGGUUCAUUGUUUUGAGCUGCUUUUUGUCUUUUUUUAUUGUUUAACCUUUCCGUUGGGACCACCAGGUCCAUAUCAGGAACCCACUUUUAUUUUUUUCUCCCCGCAAUACUGUUGUUGUAAUAGCUUCUUCCAGUUGUAUGUACGUACCUAGGGGUGACAUUUCUUUGUCCCACUUUCCCUUCCAGAUAGUCACUAGGCAUUUCUAGAUUUAGGCAGAUAAUCAAAGAACUUCGUCGGAGCCUACGGGCUCCACCGAAAACAAUCAUGAAAGUUGUUCCGUGG